This is a messenger RNA of Cyclopterus lumpus (lumpfish), 1409 nucleotides long. RefSeq names its product PIN2 (TERF1) interacting telomerase inhibitor 1 (gene pinx1). NCBI's taxonomy places the organism in Eukaryota, Metazoa, Chordata, Actinopteri, Perciformes, Cyclopteridae. Gene Ontology annotation, molecular function: nucleic acid binding; telomerase inhibitor activity. The coding region runs from base 34 to 1239 and encodes 401 amino acids. Gene Ontology annotation, biological process: regulation of ribosome biogenesis. The record is from RefSeq and is a predicted model, not a curated record. Gene Ontology annotation, cellular component: nucleolus. The transcript has 7 exons.
GCGACUUGCGUCAAGCUGUUUAAGGACCCCAAGAUGUCCAUGCUUGCUGACCCCCGGAAGAAACAGAAGUGGUCUGUUGACCCGAGGAACAGCAACUGGAGUAAAGAUGACUCCAAAUUCGGCCAGAAGAUGAUGGAGCGAAUGGGCUGGUCCAAGGGCAAAGGUCUGGGCAGAACUGAGCAAGGCUCCACUGACAAUAUCAAAGUUAAAGUAAAAAACGACCACUAUGGUCUUGGACAAAGUGCCAGCCAUGAGGACAACUGGAUCUCACACCAAGAUGACUUCAACGAGCUUCUUGCUCAACUGAACAACUGCCAUGGACAAAACGGCAGCGCUGAACCUCCACCAACAGAAGAUCCGAAGGGCUUCAGCUUGGAAGAGAAGUCCAAGACCUCCAAAAAGAGGGUCCAUUACAUGAAGUUCACUAAAGGAAAAGAUCUGUCCUCCCGUAGUGAAACAGACAUGAACUGCAUCUUUGGGAAGAGAGGAAGUCCUGCCAAUCAACAACAGGAGAGCAACAGCAGUGAUUCUAAGGGUGAGACGGAGGAGACUUUUUCUCCAGCUGCCUUUAAACUGGAUACAGAGUCCAUCACCAAUACUGUGAAGAGUACUCUCACCAUGCAGGAGUAUUUUGCACAGCGAAUGGCUCAGUUGAAGAAUGGUUGUGGACAGGCGCAGAGUACAGCACCCUCAAUGGAGGCGCAGAGUACAGCACCCUCAAUGGAGACUGACGAAACAUCUGCUCCAUCUGAUGACCCCAUCCUCAUCAUCAGCGACGACUUGGAAGAGCCCAAGAAGAAGAAGAAGAAGAGUAAAAAGUCAGCAGAUGACCUCGAAGUGGUAGAAGAGAACAGUUCUGCCGCUCCUAUCAUCGUAAUAGAGGACAAUGAGGACAAACGGCAGGAGUGUUCUGGUCAAAAGAAGAAAAAGAGGAAAGUGGUAGAUAGCGAAGGAGCUGCAAAAGAGAACUGUGGCUCCUCCUUUGGUGUGGAGCAGGACUCUGAGGCGCUGCCUCCUUCCAAGAAGAAGAAGAAGAAGCUUAAGAAAGGCCAUGAUGAAAUGGACCCACUAAAUGGACACGGGCCAACUGAGGAUCAAACUGUAGAAUCUGAGGUUGCUCACAAAAAGAAGAAGAAACACAGAGAGGAGCUGGAUGAUGUAGCAAAAGAGGAGGAGGAGGAGGUGGUAGAAAAGAAAUCCAAAAAGGACAAGAAAAAAAAAAAGAACCACCGAGAAUAGGAUGGAAUUAAUAGAAUCGGUCCUUUAGGCUUUAGUGGGACUUGGUACUUGUCCUAUUAUAAACAUCAUGGGGACACGGGGACAGAGUAAAUGCCUUUCCUCAGCAAGUCAAAUGUCUUGUACAGAUACUGUUUUAUAACAUAUUAAAGGAAACUUGAAGUAAAACCUCA